UGCAGCCUACGCCUCCUGAAAUGAUCGACGCGACGUUCACCCAUUACUAUCGCUCACCAAGCAUCCUCUACCAAUAACGGAGAGCGGAGGUGCAACCUCGCGUUGUGGGAGGUUUCAGCGCAUGGUGCUUUGGCUCUCAAUGGGAGUAAAGAGGGAUGCUGGACGGAUUCACAAACUCAGCUGGACCCCUGUUUUCAGAACAGUCGGACUGUAAAGGAACGUAGCCAGGUAUACCUGGAUUAAACGCGAAUAGUUGCACUAUAUAGUGAUUGCAUUUUCUCGUAUGUAUGGGCAUGUCAAGCGGACUUGAUGGUUGAUCAUGGGUAGGACUGAAAGGCUGGAGACGGGUGUCGCUCAGGUGACAUCAACACCGUUAACUUUCCCCUCAAGUACCUAAUGGACGCUGGCGAACAAGUGGAACCAUGAGGAACUCGCCAAACGCGUGCAAGGAUUUAUGCCACCGUGGCAGUACAAGAACAGUUUCGCAGUUUUAAGAGAAACAUUCGAAAUUUCCACACAAAUGUGUUAUGAUGAAUGUGCAUGUGCGUCUUAUAGACCGCUCUCUUAAGCGCCCGAGCUGUCUGUGAGAGUAAUGGAGACGAUCUCAGCUUUCGCAGUAAUGAAGUGACAGUGCCAAAAAGCACUCAAGCCACAGUGCAUGGAACUGAUUGCGUGCACAUCUGAUGUUACAUGGGUUCAGGUAUGCCUGUUGUAACAAUACAUGUGAAGUAUAACGUUGUCAAGAUAUUCAGUGUUCACGUGCUUCACGACAGCGAGCUGUUUCGUGGCUACAUGUUUGAAACUUUCACGCACAUGGACGCACAAGUACAUGACAACACAUGGUGUGUGGCAAGGAGAAUGUAAACGUUUGUUUCUCGGAACGACGUGACUAUUUGAUUCAUUCCUGAAAAAGAAGGCGGUAUUUUGGAGAAAGUACGUCGGAGCUGUCUUGGAUAUCAUCUCAAAGGCAUUGGGCGAGUACAAGCACUGGAGACACUUCAGAGUAAUCAACUGAAUGUGUUAUGGGACGGCAACAUUCUAGUUUGUUUCGCGCAGCUGAAUGUCAUUUUAAUCAGUUGCGGUCAUUUGUCUCACCCAAAAGACAAUUUUAUAUACGCCAGUGAAAGUGGAUGUCAUGGCUAUACAAUGGAAUACAGACACACAGCAGUAAACUAGUGAAACUUGAUCACCAGUAAAGGAACUUCCAUGCUUACCGGUUGUACUGCUACUCUGAAAGGGUAAAAUGAAUUCCAGACUUCGGAAGAAAAUUUAGUUUAGCUCUGUCAUAUGGAUCUUGUUCAUUUUCUUUGGAGUCUCCUGAAACGUCAUCAUUCACUGACAGAUGCUCCCACAGGUGUUUCAGGAAAGUUGCUUUUCUGCAUCCAGGGAGUCCUUAUCUGAAAACAUGCUCCUCUUGGUAUGAGUGCCUGUGCCGUGGGCUAGAAGAGGACCCCGCUCCCUUCCUACCUCCUUCUCCUGCCUUCCCGUCACCACUGCCAGCCCCUCUUGCACACAUGCAGGCCAAGAAGAGGUACCUGCUGGUGUCUCUGGGGGCCUGUCUUCUUCUGCUUGCCUACUUGUGGGGACUGCAGAUCGGGGAGUUUCACCAGGAAAGCCACCAGCAGCUCUACGCUGCCAACGCCCAAGGUCCCCGAGGUCCCCGACUGCCCAGGCAGCACUGGCCGGAGUGGGGCCACUCUCUGAGCGCCUACCUGGAUGGGGUGGAGCAGGAGGAGGACAGCCCCGUGGGCAUCCACCAGCACUCCUCCCCCAGGGAGAGGCGGGAGAUCCGCACCAACAUCUACAAGAGCCGCCGGUGCCGCAUGGACACCUGCUUCGACUACAGCCUCUGCGAGAGGGGCUUCAAGGUGUACGUGUACCCGCUGGCCAAGGGGGAGAAGAUCUCCGAGAGCUACCAGAAGAUCCUGACGGCCAUUGAGGACUCCCGCUUUUACACCACGGAUCCGCAGGAGGCGUGCCUGUUCGUGCUGAGCAUCGAUACGCUGGACAGAGACCAGCUCUCUGCCCAGUAUGUCCACAAUGUCAAGGCCAAAAUCCAGAGCCUUCCUUUGUGGAACGAAGGAAGGAACCACCUUAUUUUCAACCUCUACUCGGGCACCUGGCCGGACUACACAGAGGAGCUGGGCUUUGAUAUUGGUCAGGCGAUGUUGGCCAAGGCCAGCAUCGAUAUGGAUAAUUUCAGGCCACACUUUGAUGUGUCCAUUCCUCUUUUUUCAAAAGACCAUGUCCAGAAAGGAGGAGACAAGGGUUAUUUGACACUCAAUAAUGUCCCGCCAUCAAGGAAAUAUGUGCUAGUUUUCAAAGGGAAGAGGUAUCUCACUGGUAUAGGCUCAGAAACCAGAAACGCACUCUAUCACAUUCACAAUGGAGAUGAUAUCAUUUUAUUGACUACCUGCAAGCAUGGGAAAGACUGGGAGAAACAUAAAGAUGGCCGAUGCGACAGGGACAAUGAAGAAUACUCAAAGUUCGACUACCAGGAGCUGCUCCAUAAUUCUAGUUUCUGCCUGGUCCCUCGAGGUCGGCGCCUGGGCUCUUUUCGGUUCCUGGAGGCCCUGCAGGCUGCCUGUAUCCCAGUGUUACUCAGUAAUGGCUGGGAGCUGCCCUUCUCUGAGAUCAUCGACUGGAACAAAGCAGCCAUCAUCGGUGACGAGAGGCUCCUGCUACAGAUCCCUUCAAUUACCAGAUCAGUGGACCAUGACAGAAUAUUGGCACUCAGGCAACAGACUCAGUUCCUGUGGGAUGCCUAUUUUUCUUCAGUCGCAAAAAUAGUAUUAACUACAUUAGAGAUAAUCCGGGACCGAAUACAUUCACACAUAUCAAGAAGCAGACUGAUGUGGAAUUCUCUGCCUGGUGGACUGUACGCCUUGCCACAGUUCUCCACAGACCCUUCAAUGUUCCCCUUCUACUACUCUCUGCUGGGUAAAAGCCCGUCCCUAGAGUUCACUGCAGUGGUCCAGGUGGUGACUCCUCUCCAGUCCCAGCUGCAGCCCGUGCUCAAACUCAUCAUCGCUGUUGCCAAAUCCAAGUUCUGUGCACAGAUCAUAGUGCUGUGGAAUUGUGACAAGCCUUUACCUCCCAAGAGCAAGUGGCCCUCCACCAGUGUGCCUAUCACCGUUAUUGAGGGAGAAAGAAAGACAAUGAGCAGUCGCUUUUUCCCCCAUGAUGUUAUCCUCACGGAUGCAGUCCUGAGUCUGGACGAAGACUCCGUUCUGUCGACAAAUGAGGUUGACUUCGCCUUCGUAGUGUGGCACAGUUUCCCCGACAGGAUAGUGGGCUACCCGGCCCGGAGCCACUACUGGGACCUGGGGAAGGGCCGGUGGGGGUACACCUCCAAGUGGACCAACGAGUACUCCAUGGUGCUCACCGGGGCGGCGUUCUACCACAGGUAUUACCAUUACCUUUACACACACUAUCUGCCUGCCAGCCUGCUCAGCAUGGUGGACCAGAUGGCCAACUGCGAGGACAUCCUCAUGAAUUUCCUGGUGUCGGCCGUCACCAAGCUGCCACCAAUCAAAGUCACACAGAAGAAGCAGUACAAGGAGACUAUGAUGCAGCAGGGCUCAAAGUCUUCGCGCUGGGCUGAUCCGGACCACUUUGCGCAGCGUCAGACCUGCAUGAACUCCUUCAGCGGCUGGUUCGGCUUCAUGCCCCUGCUGCACUCCCAGAUGCGCCUGGACCCCGUGCUCUUCAAGGACCAGGUCUCCAUCCUGAGGAAGAAGUACAGGGACAUCGAGAGGCUGUAGGGACACACACACACACACACACACACACACACACACCAGAAUGUGUGUGGCAUGUAUGGGCCAAACCAGAGGAGUACCCUCUUGUCUUAUUUUUCCUUUUUUCAGUUUCUGUUUUGGAAAGCAACGCGUGAGAUUGCUCUGACUGUGACCUGAUAUCCUACAUGAAAGAAACAAUAUCUCUAUAGAGUAAAUUAUUAUAUUGAAGAAGAAAUAUAUGCAACUCCUGGGUCCAUUUUGUGGUACUAAUGGUCCUGUUCACCGAAGCCCACUCACAGAGAAGCGGCCCGUCUCGCGUGGGAGUUGGGACUUGUUUGUCGUCUCUUGUCACCCUUGUCGUCAUUGAAGAAGAUUGUUACUUUUCACGAGCUCACCCUGACCUUCCAGACUGACUGGAGGCCCUCAUCACCCCCCACCCCACCCCACCCAAACCCCCUCUCUCCGGACAAGGACUGCCGAAUCAGUGGGUGGCAGAAAUGUCACCUAUGCCUGCAAUAUGUACUUCGGUUUUCUAUUUUACUUAUAUUUAGUUUUUUAUUGUUAUUAUUAUUAUAAAUAUUAUUAUUAUUAUUAUUGAGGCUGUCUUUUUUCUUAGUUUUCAAGGAUGUGUCACAAAAGAAAAUAAUAAAUAAAUGCAAGAUGGGUGAGACAUUCUCUCCAGAUCUUUUUUUAUUUCCAGGGUUCCAGCAGGAUACAAAUCAGAAUGUAGUCUUCUGUUGCUUCAUCCUACUAUGAGCUAUACAUUGCCAAAAACCUACUCGGAUAAAAGAUUCUGAAAUGUAUUUUGUGUGAUGUUGUUAUUGUUGCAUAUACACUAGGGGCACA
Clupea harengus (Atlantic herring) is the source of this 4586-nucleotide messenger RNA. RefSeq names its product exostosin-1. Gene Ontology annotation, cellular component: membrane. The record is from RefSeq and is a predicted model, not a curated record. Gene Ontology annotation, molecular function: glycosyltransferase activity. Lineage: Eukaryota; Metazoa; Chordata; Actinopteri; Clupeiformes; Clupeidae.